AUGGCAUAUGGUUCAGGCUGGUGUUCUCCCGCAGCUGUACCAUCCUCAUCAGCCUCCUCUACACUUCCAGCGCCAACGGAGCUUUCCGAUCCCUCCUACGGGCCAAUCCCGGGAGAGUCAGAUGUCUACACCACGUACGACGGCACUGCGCGCCCAUUCCCCGGAAACAUCACUGGUGCAGUGCUCAACACCACCAGCGGCGCUCCUGAAGCCGAUGAUGUACUGUUUCAGAAUCUCCUGUCUGCGGAAUGGAUCAUUUUCUCCUUUUACCAGCAAGGUGUCGAACGCUUCAAUGCCUCAACCUUCGUGGAGGCGGGCUUUCCAAAUACGACGUACGAACGCAUCCAACAAAUUCGGGACAACGAAGCAGGCCACCUUCGCAUUUUCCAGGACCAGAUCUCAACGGCCUCGAUAAAGCCUGGGCCAUGCCAAUAUGCCUUCCCGUACGAUGACCCGGCGUCUUACCUUGUCCUGCAGACCAUCAUCGAAAUUUCCAGCAUGGCCUUUCUUACGGGCCUUGAACUUCAGGCUCGUCUAGGCGCAUCUCGCGCUGCUCUCGUAGCCAUUUCUGCUACCGAAUCACGCCAUAAUACCUGGUCCCUGAUCGACAACUGGAAGUCGGUGCCUUUUGCUGGCCCGUCGGAUACCGUGUACCCCUACGCCAAUCAGAUACUUGACUUUACCAAUCAAUGGGUGGUCGAGGGCUCUUGUCCGUCGCAGAAUCCAGUAUAUCCCGCGCCACGCCAGCAUCUGCCUCAAAUGAAUCCGAUCAAAGGGACCAAAUCAAUUCUCCCAGGCUCAGAACUUGUCGUAAGCUUCACGCAAAGUGGCAAUCAGCCUCAUUUUGUGGAAAAGGACUACUAUGCUGUCUUCUUCCAUGGCGUCAACAACAUCUCAGUACCUUUCGACACGAAGCACAACUCUACGACGAUCCCCAAGGAGUUUGAAGCUUUGGGCAUUAUCAUUGCCGUCAUUGCGGACGCUGAAGGAGCAACAACGAAGGAGAGUGUGGUCGCCGGCCCGCUGAUUCUCCCACAGAGCCCAGCGAUCUUGUCUGAAAUCUACCUUUCCAGUUGA
Exophiala spinifera is the source of this 1077-nucleotide messenger RNA. RefSeq lists its product as uncharacterized. Lineage: Eukaryota; Fungi; Ascomycota; Eurotiomycetes; Chaetothyriales; Herpotrichiellaceae. The coding region runs from base 1 to 1077 and encodes 358 amino acids. The transcript has a single exon. The record is from RefSeq and is a predicted model, not a curated record.